AUGAACGUACCACAAAAGUUCCAUAUAGAGGAUGCGACGAUACAGGGUGUGCGAAUGGCGCUUUCUCACCCGCGCGAGUGGGUGCCUGGUCUCGUCCACGCGCUGCGCACAGCGCAGAGCCCGGUGGGCGCUGCACCGCUAGCUGCAGCGCUCUGGUUCUCUAUGCUGUGUGCGCUAUGGGCGUAUGUACGCUCAAACAUAACCGGCAGUACGUCGCAAGUAGACAUGAUGUGGUCACUGCUGCCGCCUGCAUACGUUACCUGGUUUGCUGCACUUGCUUUCUACACUUCGGGGGCGUCUCCGCGACUCGCGGUGAUGACGGCGCUCGCGCUGGCGUGGUCGAUUCGAAUGACGUACAACUUCGCACGCAAGGGUGGAUACUCUGGCGUGGAAGACUACCGCUGGCCGGUGUUGAGGCGGAGGAUCUCGAACCCGAUCCUCUGGCAGCUCUUCAAUAUCGGCUUUGUGAGUAUUUACCAGAACUUGCUGCUUCUGAGUCUGGCUCUGCCCGCGUGGGCGGUCUUCCUUCGGAGUCAAAGCGCCUGGACUGCAGUGGACACUGCAGCUUUAUCCAUGUUUCUCAUGUUUCUGCUUCUCGAGACCGUGGCAGAUGAGCAGCAAUGGCGUUUUCAGUGUCGAAAGCACGCCUUGACGCUAGUUCAACGUGCGCAGCACCCGAACCCAGAUAUCCGCCGAGGUUUCCUCACAAGUGGCCUCUUUCGUUUCUCACGGCAUCCGAAUUUCUUUGCCGAGCAAGGUAUGUGGUGGGCGUUUUAUCUCUUUGCUGUAGGUGCCGUACUAGGCGAACAGAAGAACCCCGCAUGGUGGCGAGUGAUCUUCCAGGGGAGCGCGGUGCCUUUCUUCCACUGGAGUAUCAUCGGGCCUGUGCAGUUGACGCUUCUCUUCCAGGGAAGCACCUGGUUAACUGAACAGCUCAGUUUGGAGAAAUAUGGGGAUCUGUACCGCGCCUAUCAGCGGCGGACAAGCCGCCUGAUACCCAUGUGGGCGCCCGCGCUUCUCAAGGAGCAUCGAGCGUAA
Molecule: messenger RNA, 1038 nt
Organism: Cyanidioschyzon merolae strain 10D
Lineage: Eukaryota; Rhodophyta; Bangiophyceae; Cyanidiales; Cyanidiaceae
Exons: 1
Coding region: 1-1038 (345 amino acids)
Cellular component (GO): membrane
Source: RefSeq, a predicted model, not a curated record